AUGAGCCGGAAGAAUGGCUUCUCCGUCGUCUCCGUGUUCAUAAUAAGUGUGAUAGCUCAAGUGACAUGUGAAGAGUUCGAGUUGGAAAACACAGAAGCAUUGGUUGAAUGUGUCCAAUGUGUCCAAUUAUGGCGAUCAGCAUCAGCAAAAGAAGGGAAAGUUUGUACGAGUGGAGCGUCUACGUGCAAAGGAAAUGCCUGCUUUAUGAGGCAAUGCAAGCACUGUCCAGUAUAUCAAUACAUGUCGGGAUGUGUCAACUUUACUCCAUGGCAGCUAGCAGAUCUGGAGAUGAACCGCCGAACGUCAGAACUACGAAUGAGACGGGUUGGAGCAGUUCUUCUUUGCGAAGACACAUUCAAUCAAACGACUUGUGUCUGUAAUCGAAGAGACAAGUGUAAUUCAAUUCAUUCUCGUCUUCCGUUUGCUACGUAUUCCGAAGGUUUAUUCCGUGGUAUUGUCAAUUUUGAUACGAUCAUCGCAGCUAUGGAUCCGAGAUAUCUCGAAGUAAUGUCCGGUUAUCAUUUUCGAUUCCUCGCAUCUUCAUCAUCGUUUUCAUUCUCAUCACUUUUUUCUUCCAUCGCAAUCAUUCUUCUCUUUCUUCUGAGUCAUUGA
Molecule: messenger RNA, 612 nt
Organism: Caenorhabditis remanei
Lineage: Eukaryota; Metazoa; Nematoda; Chromadorea; Rhabditida; Rhabditidae
Exons: 6
Coding region: 1-612 (203 amino acids)
Source: RefSeq, a predicted model, not a curated record